This is a messenger RNA of Talaromyces rugulosus, 1632 nucleotides long. RefSeq lists its product as uncharacterized. The record is from RefSeq and is a predicted model, not a curated record. The transcript is spliced from 4 exons. Gene Ontology annotation, molecular function: pseudouridine synthase activity; RNA binding; zinc ion binding. Lineage: Eukaryota; Fungi; Ascomycota; Eurotiomycetes; Eurotiales; Trichocomaceae. Gene Ontology annotation, biological process: DNA-templated transcription; tRNA modification; mRNA pseudouridine synthesis. Gene Ontology annotation, cellular component: mitochondrion. Bases 1 to 1632 code for a protein of 543 amino acids.
AUGGUUGUCCAGUUCUGUGUAGACUGCGGAAACCUCCUCGAUGAGACACCAAAAGACCAUGUCACCUGCGAGCUCUGUGGGAAAGUGGCCAAGAAUGAAAUGCUUUCUCACGUCCAAACAUCUGUCUCCAAAGGCUUCCCCUCACAGCUACGAACCAAACUCACAUCCUACACGCAAAAGGUCACUGCAGAGACACUUGGUUCGGGUCCAAUCAUAAGAAUGGAGUGUCCCGAGUGCCCCUCGAAAGAGGUUACCUGGACUGAGGCCCAGUUACGAAGUGCUGAUGAAGGAAGUACAAUUUUCUAUCGAUGCAUAAAAUGCGGCCAUAGGACUCUACUUGAUGAGCUUUCUCGGCCGGGCCACCAGUAUCGGCGCGCAGCCAUUUGGAAUAAGAAUGUCCAGCGCAAGGGUCUACGAGGGGCUUCUCGACUGAAACCAGCCAUCCACAAACCCGAAGGCGUCACAUCCGCCGGCGUCCUUCGCGAUCUCCAAACACACUUCAACGACUCCACAACCUUCAAGCCCUGGAUCGAGCGCGAGCAAGACCGACGCGUCGCUGACCACAACUACCAACGCAACAAACACCGUCGCCGCUUCCGGAAACGACCAGAAGUGAAAAUCGGCCAUGGCGGUACGCUCGACCCGAUGGCGACGGGUGUGCUCGUUGCAGGUAUUGGCCAGGGAACGAAAUAUCUCCAGACGUUUCUGAAUUGUACAAAGACAUAUGAAACGGUAGUGACUUUUGGUGUUGCGUCGGAUACAUACGAUUGUACGGGAAAGACCGUGCGGCGUUCACCGUACGAGCACAUUACGCGGACAAUGGUGGAAGAAGCGUUGGCGCAGUUCCGGGGCAAGAUCAUGCAGCGGCCGCCUAUCUUUUCGGCCAAGAGGAUUGAUGGCAAGCGGUUGUAUGAGUAUGCGCGAGAGGGUAUUGAGCCGCCCGUGGAGAUCAAGUCUGUGCCCGUCGAGGUUUUUGAUUUGCAGUUGCUCGAAUGGUAUGAACCAGACUCGCAUGAGUAUAAAUGGCCACAGGAGGAGAUGACGGGCCCCGAGAGACAGCUUGCAGAGAAGUUACUGGACAAGGAUGCUGCCAUCCCUGUGGCGUCGACGGAAGAGGCAGAGGUUGUCGAGGCCGAGGCCGAGGCAGCAACAACAAAAUCACCACAAGCGAAACGAAAAGCUUCCCCUGUGCCGGAAAAAUCCGAAGUUAUUGACGAGCAAGGUACCGUCUCGGCGACGAAACGAGUCAAGACGGACGGCGAGGAACUCCAAUCCGCCACUACCACCGAGACCCAGACCCAAACGGCAGAGACAGUUCCUGAAGAAGUCAAAGAAUCCAAAGAAGAAGAAACAAAACCACAAGAAAUGCCAUCCCCCGGCCCAGCAGCCGCACGUAUCAGAAUGACCGUUUCCGGCGGAUUCUACGUUCGCUCACUGGCACACGAUCUAGGCAGGGCAGUCGGAAGCUAUGGAAUAAUGUGCUCCCUGGUGCGAACCCGGCAGGGCGAUUACACUUUGGAUGCCGAUAAGGUGAUCAACUACUCCGAACUCGAGGGCGGCGAGGACGUUUGGGGACCCAAGGUCCAACGGCUGCUGGCCGAGUGGCAGGAAAACAACAAGACCGAGGAGUGA